AUGGAAAACGUUCGUAAACGUAUGGAAAUGGAGCUUGUAACGUGCAACCGACGUUUGCAGAAAUUAAUAAACAGAUCGACAUUUAAAUAUUCCACCACCUAUUCCGAAAACUUAAACGCAGUAACAUUAGAAAAAAAAAUCAUUAAUUUUUGUAAACCUAUUUAUAUCGGUCUUGCAGUUCUUGACAUAAGCAAGAGUUUAAUAUAUGAUUAUCAUUAUAACGUAAUGAAAAGCCACUAUGGGGAUAAAAUCGAGUUGAUGUAUACCAACACAGACUCACUGGUUAGGUUAGGUUUUAUUCACACUGAUAAUUUCUACGAAGACCUUAAACAUAAUAACAACUUGAUCGAACGAAUGGAUACUUCCAACUUACCGGAGGACCAUCCAUGUUACAUUGCCGAACGACAGAAAAUCCCAGGUCUGUUUUCUGAUGAGAAGAAUGGGCUCAUAAUGACUGAGUUUUGCGCGCUGCGAGCAAAGUCAUAUUCUUACAUUUUGAAUGGUGAGGAGAAGAUCAAAGCCAAGGGAAUUAGAAAACACGUUGUAAAGAAUCACAUGACGUUCGACGAUCAUAAAAAGUGUUUGUUUGACGAGGAAGAGGAGGGGGAAAAUAAAAGAGAAAAUGUCUCCAUCCGCUCUUUCAAGUAUCAACUGAUGACGAUAAAAUCGAACAAAUUAACGUUCAAUAACUUCGAUGAUAAGAGGGUGGUGCUGCAAGAUAAAGUGCACACACUGGCUCACGGACAUUACUCUCUAAAGGAAGAUGAACCCGAGGAUGAUUGGCCUGAAUUAGAUGAAGAAGGACAUAACUGGAAAGAGGAAGAGAAAGGCUUAAUGAGUGACCGUCUACACUGCAUAACCUAA
This is a messenger RNA of Macrosiphum euphorbiae (potato aphid), 864 nucleotides long. The record is from the annotation of a GenBank genome assembly. Lineage: Eukaryota; Metazoa; Arthropoda; Insecta; Hemiptera; Aphididae.